AUGGAAGCCCCCGCCGCCGCUGCCGCNNNCGUCUCCACCCUCUCCGCGCUCGCCGUCUUCGUCAGCACCGUUGACCGCGGUGCCGUGAGGAGCGCGCACGGCUACAGGGUCGCCGGCAAGGGAGGGGGCUGCGGCUGGGAGAGGUGGGUGGAGCGGGAGUUCGCCUUCACCCCCACCUCGGCCCGCGAGGUCCCGCUCGCCGCCGACGCGCAGCGCCUGCUCCCGGCGGAUUGGCGCGGCCGCCCCGUCUACCGCGAGGGCCAGAUUGCCGGGCCCUGGCGCUGCAUCCUGGCAUUCGAUUUCGUCGCCGCCGUCGCCCCGCCGCCCGUGCCGCCGCCCGUGCUCUGCCCCUUAAGGAACCCGAGGCUCAUGUGUGUGCCUUCCCUGUACAACGACCUGACAAAGGUGUUCCAGUUUCAGAAAGUAGAAGAAAAGGUUCCAGGGCUCGUUCAAUGCGAUUCAGAUGAGAAGUUGACCAGUUCGGAUGCAAAGGACAGAGUUUCUGUUAAGCAAGAGGCAGGGUCUGAUACCGAUGAGCGACCCCAAUUUGGUGAAGACCUUCUAGCACCAGCUGAGAAGCAGAGGCGAGCCCACCGGGCGUAUAUUGCUAGCAUUACUCUAGAAGACAUAGCUCAGUACUUCCAUCUUCCAAUCAGAGAAGCAUCCAGGACUCUGAAGAUUGGACUCAGCAUUCUGAAGAAGAAAUGCCGGCAACAUGGGAUACCUCGCUGGCCUCACCGCAAACUCAAGUCCCUUGAUUCGCUGAUUCAUGAUCUUGAGUUUGUGAUUGACGACGAAACAGAAAGAGACGGCGUGAAGCAGGAGGAUCACAUGCAGGAUGAAAAGGAGAAUCAAGAUGCAAUCGAGGCGCUUGCUAAGCGGAAGAGGAUGCUGGAGACUGAGAAGGCGACCAUCCAGCAAAAACCGACCCUGGACCUGAUGGCUGAGACCAAGCAGUUCCGGCAAUAUGUGUUCAAGAGGAAAUACAGGGCAAAAACCCUAGUCAGCGAGUAG
Triticum turgidum subsp. durum (durum wheat) is the source of this 1014-nucleotide messenger RNA. The record is from the annotation of a GenBank genome assembly. Lineage: Eukaryota; Viridiplantae; Streptophyta; Magnoliopsida; Poales; Poaceae.